Messenger RNA from Phaedon cochleariae (mustard beetle), 528 nucleotides. NCBI's taxonomy places the organism in Eukaryota, Metazoa, Arthropoda, Insecta, Coleoptera, Chrysomelidae. The record is from the annotation of a GenBank genome assembly.
AUGGUGGAUAUAUUGAGAUCGACGCGGGCCCUGCCCGAACCGCGGCAAGUCGGCGCAUUCCGCGAGGGGUGGGGCGAUAUCCCGAGGGGUGGGGUAGCCAACCGAUCGCGCGCCAUUCCACGACGAUCCGCAGACCCGGCAACACUGCACGUUCUGUGCCACAGUUAUCCGCGAACAUUCCACUCGAAGUCAUGCAUUCGUGAGCGCGAGUUUCUAUGCUUCCAUCCAGUGACUGUGCAGGUGAAUAAUAAUAAUUAUUGUUGUGACCGGCGCGCUUUUGGGGAUUUUUUUUCUCGACCUAUCGGACUACACUCGUUCACAACGCUGGAACAUUUGAGGCCGAUCGUGGCUUCUAUCACCACCUUGAUUGGGAACUGUGAUACUAUGGAGGCCACGUACUGCGUCGGUACUGAUGUCGAUGUCUGCCGCAUGUUCGAUCAGUACUUGUAUAAGGUACGUCGUAUCGUAGGAUCCGGUUGCCCUGUUGUAUUCGACACUCGUUUAUUACUUACUGGUUCUUUUGCCUAG